AUGUCGACCCAACCUCUCACGAACAGCAACAGCAACAGCACUGAUUGCUCAUCUUGUAGCUGCCACAAGCCAACCACUGAAAGCACGUCCACUUCCUCACUUGCUGCAAUUGUCAACACAAAUACUACUGGUUAUUCUUCACCAUUAGAUGCCUUUCAUCAUGGCCCACGUGAGAAGAUUGUCUAUGUGACUGCGAUCAGCACACAACCACAAGAUCACCCUGAUGCGAUCAUCACAGUCGAUGUGGAUCCACAAUCCAAAACUUACUCACAAAUUAUUCAUAUCCUUUCAAUGCCCUACAAGGGAGAUGAGCUUCAUCAUUUUGGUUGGAAUGCUUGCAGUUCAUGUUAUGGAUGUUGUGGAGCUGGAGAAACGUCUGACUCUGAUAAAAGACGUUUCCUCUUCGUUCCAGGUGUGAAAUCCAAUCGAUUCUACAUUAUCGAUACAGUUACAAAUCCAAGAGAACCAAAAAUUCAUCAAAUUAUUGAGCCUGAACAAGUUGAGAAGGUAACAUCGUUGGCUUAUCCACACACAGCUCAUUGUUUAGCAGAUGGAAAUGUCAUGGUCUCCAUGAUGGGUACCAAAGACGGUAAAGGAAAAGGAGGUUUUAUCUUGAUUAAGGACAAUGGAAAGGGAGUUUUUGAAGUUGCCUCACAGUGGAGUAAAGAUGAAGAGUCAAAGAUGGUCUAUGGGUAUGAUUUUUGGUAUCAACCACAUCACAAUAUCAUGGUUUCAUCUGAAUGGGGAGCUCCUGAAGCAUUCACAAAGGGUUUUGAUCCAUCUCAAGUGGAGACUCACUAUGGUCAUCAUAUUUAUUUGUGGAAUUGGAAGGAAAGAACUCUCUAUAAGAGAGUGAACUUGGGAGAAGAUGGUCUCAUUCCUCUGGAAGUACGUUUUCUACACAACCCAAAGUCUGAUCAUGGAUAUGUGGCAUGUGCUUUGAGUUCAACAGUGUUUCAUAUUUACAAGAAUGGUUCAAAUCAAAGCUCUGAGGUGGAGUGGAAAGUGAAAAAGGUCAUUUCCAUUCCGAGUGUGAGUGUGAGUGGAUGGGCGCUUCCUUCAAUGCCUUCUCUCAUUACUGACUUUGUCAUAUCUUUGGAUGAUAGAUAUUUGUAUUUGAGCAAUUGGUUGCAUGGAGAUGUUCGUCAAUAUGACAUUUCAGAUCCUCAUGAACCAAAACUUGUGGGUCAAGUAUUCAUCGGUGGAAGUUUGAGAGAAGGAAGUGGUGUUUCGAUUGUUGAAAAAUCGCAACAAGUGGAGAGUGAGAAUGGCAAUUUGGGAGUUCCUAAACAAUUAAUUCAAGUUCCACAAGUGAAAGGAACUGUUUUACAAGGUUCUGCUCAAAUGUUUCAACUUUCAUUGGAUGGUAAACGAUUGUACGUGACCAACAGUUUGUUCUCAGACUGGGAUAAACAAUUUUAUCCUGGCCUGAUUGAUUCUGGAUCUCAGUUAAUUCAAAUCGAUGUCGACACUGAGAAGGGUGGUUUGACUGUCAAUCAAAACUUUUUGGUGGAUUUCAGUAAGACCAACAAUGGAGUGAAAUAUUUAGCUCAUGAGAUAAGAUACCCAGGAGGAGACUGUACCAGUGAUAUUUGGUUGUAA
Naegleria fowleri is the source of this 1602-nucleotide messenger RNA. RefSeq lists its product as uncharacterized. Gene Ontology annotation, molecular function: selenium binding. The coding region runs from base 1 to 1602 and encodes 533 amino acids. The transcript has 2 exons. Lineage: Eukaryota; Heterolobosea; Eutetramitea; Acrasida; Naegleriidae. The record is from RefSeq and is a predicted model, not a curated record.